Messenger RNA from Carlito syrichta (Philippine tarsier), 2987 nucleotides. It is a transcript of the gene SGPP1, whose product is annotated as sphingosine-1-phosphate phosphatase 1. The record is from RefSeq and is a predicted model, not a curated record. The transcript is spliced from 4 exons. Gene Ontology annotation, cellular component: endoplasmic reticulum membrane. NCBI's taxonomy places the organism in Eukaryota, Metazoa, Chordata, Mammalia, Primates, Tarsiidae. Gene Ontology annotation, biological process: phospholipid dephosphorylation; sphingosine metabolic process. Gene Ontology annotation, molecular function: sphingosine-1-phosphate phosphatase activity. The coding region runs from base 1 to 894 and encodes 297 amino acids.
AUGUCCGGUGGCGUGGUCCCUGGCCCUGACGAAGCCGGCGGCGGGGCCGUGGCCGCCCGGGUCAGUGUCCGGCAGAGAGACUCCGGCCACGCUGCCCGCGGGGCCCGGGCGCUGAAGAGGGAGAAGGGGCACACGCCGCGUCCCGCCAGCCGAGCGCCGCCACGCCGGGCGGCGCGUGAAACAGGGACUAUGAGAGGAGAAACUCGGUUCUUGUUGAUGAGUUGCACUUCAUUGGGCAUGCAUUCCGUUCUGUACCCUCUUAUAUGUGGGCUGAUUCUUAUUCCCUGCUGGUGUUCCCUAGUUUGCCUGAGUAGAAUUUACAUGGGGAUGCACUCCAUUCUGGAUAUUAUCGCUGGAUUCCUAUAUACUCUUUUAAUCAUGGCUGUCUUCUAUCCGUUUGUGGACCUGAUUGACAACUUCAACCAAACUCACAGAUAUGCUCCAUUAAUCAUCAUCGGUCUUCAUUUAGCUUUGGGGAUCUUUUCUUUCACUCUUGACACCUGGAGCACAUCCCGAGGAGACACAGCUGAGAUUCUGGGAAGUGGUGCUGGAAUUGCAUGUGGAUCUCAUGUUACUUAUAACAUGGGUCUAAUGUCAGAUCCUUCUCUCGAUGUGUUACCUUUAGCGAGGCCCCCGAUUACUGUGACUCUGUUUGGAAAAGCCAUAUUGCGGAUCCUCAUAGGGAUGGUAUUUGUACUCAUAGUCAGAGAUAUAAUGAAAAAGAUCACCAUCCCUUUAGCCUGUAAAAUCUUCAACAUCCCGUGUGAUGACAUUCGAAAAGCAAGACAGCACAUGGAAGUUGAGCUUCCUUAUCGGUAUAUUACCUACGGAAUGGUUGGUUUCUCCAUCACAUUUUUUGUUCCUUACAUAUUUUUCUUGAUUGGUAUCUCUUGAUGGAGAAAUAUUGUUUAUGAUAAGAAAGGAGAGUAUCAGUUACUGAUAUCUAAAAAUACAUUCAAGGUAAAAGCCAGAUCAGAGUUAGGCUUUUGCAGGAAUUUAACUUAAAUAUUUAAGUAAAUUCAUACGAGUCAGUGCAUUUUAUUAUUGCACAUCAGAUAUUGUUUUAGGUGAGCUGAGCUAUUUCAAUACUGAGAAAAUGAUAAGUAUCCAUUUAGAGUGCUCAUGUAAUGUUUGGAGAGUUUUGUGCUGUUAUGGAGUCUAGUUAUAUAUAAUAUAUAUUAAGAUACAUAAUAUGCAAUUGUAUAUCUAAUAUAUGUUAUAUAUAAAAUAAUAUACCUAAGUUUUUUUUAAACUUUGGGGGUGUAUUAUAAAAUCUAUAAUAAUAUGCAAAAAGUUGUGCCUGUGUAUUUGAACUAAAUACAGGUAUGUUGUUAUUAACAAAUAUAGUUAACCUUUAUUUCCUAUGGGAGACAUUUCCUGAUUGAAUUGCAAAAUUACUAGACCAGAAUGCUUCUACCACCACACAUUGAUUUACUGCCUCUUUUUACACUGCCGUCACCUUUCAUGUCACCCAUGAUGUUGAACAUGGGAGGCAUUUUUAAAGGACCAAAUUUUCAGAAAAAUUAGUUUUGGGAUUCAUCUUUUUUUUUAAAUUCUGUAUACUGUUUUGAAUGUACUUUAUUUGCAACUGUUCUGGACAUCAGUUUAAUAAUUCAGGUACUGAAUUUUAUUGCUUGCUAAUUGUGCCUUUCUGUUGCUGAAUUUUAAAAUGCCAUGUGUACUGUGAUAUAAAAAUAAGACAUUAACUUUACGUUACCUAUAAUCAGGCAAAUAUUUUUAAAAUGUAUGUCAAGCUAACAGGCAUAGAGGUAAACUAUCCUCAAUUCUUUAGCCAUUAUUUAGAAGAAAUAUGGAAUGGGCUAAACUUCCUCACUAAUUUAUUGGAAAGCUAAAUGGAUAAAUAUUUCCCUUUUUUGUAGGUAUUUUUGUGUGCAUUGUAAGUUAUAGGAACAAGAUAUAUUUUUUGUACAUUGUCUUGAUUGUUUAUACUGCAGGUAGAUAUUUCCAGUGAAUGGAAAUGUAGUUGAAAUUUAUAGGUGGGACAAUGCACAUGCUUCGUAUGUAAACACUGCGUUUUUCUAAAUUAUUUGGACAGGAUUGCAUUUAGCACUGUUAACUUGUACUACUCAUUUAUUAGCUACUCAAGGUAAAUUAUAAAAUCUCAAAUUAGUGUCAGAAUUUUAGUUCCUAUUAUUUUUCAUCUUUUUAUUAUUUUCACGGUGGAAAAUUUGGGUAUAGUAGUAAACUAUUCUUUUUCUGUCUGUGCCUUUAUAUUUUGAAGUGUGCUUGUAAUUAGGUUAACAUUAAGUUUAUUUGUAGAAAGCUUUUUCCUAAAGAAGAGGCUUAUCUUUCCAUAUAAAUGAACAUCAGGUAUGGAAUUACUGAUUUUAGUGCAAUAUCUAUAUGAUUAUCCAGAAAUAUGACUUAAGAUGUUUCUAUUUUGGGCACCAUUAACUAUCUGAGCUCAUAUUUUUAUAGUUCUGAUUGAGAAUGUGGGGGAUGGUAACUUUUACCAAAACUGAAAUUGAUAAUUUUAAGUAAAACAACUAAAUUUACCCUUUACCUAUUAAUUAAAAGGAAAAAGUCACUUAGGAACAUAUCGGUACAUUGGAAAACAUGAAAAGCACUUUUCUUUCAAAAUGUGUGCUUAAUGAAUUGAAUUUUAGGGACUGUUUCCCAAACUUUGGGUCUAUGUUAUCCUAUUAAUUUUUAUGUCUAGCUUAAAAGGUAUUUGAAAAUAUUCUAUUUGCGUUUUAUUAUUUUCUGUCCUGUGACAGUUCUAUGCUAAAUGUAUUUUAAAAUAAAAGCCAAAUUCACGAUUGAAGAAGGUUUUGGGGUUUUUCUGUUGUUUUUGUUUUGUCUCCUAGGCAGUUAUCUUUGUUGUAGCUGGUAGAGAUUUUUAAAAAUAUGUCUAGGAUUUUCAUUCUAGCAUGCUUUUACUCUGAAGCAUUUUCUUAAAACAAAGUUCUGUUUUUAGCAAUGUGAAAAUGUUGAAGAACUUCAUUAAAGUUCAAACUGGCUUUUGA